UGUAGUACCGGACGAGUCUACUUUUUACAGUAUCCCCCGAGACCUCUAUAAGUACGAGGAGACCGGGCUGGUGCGCGCACUGACACGGGGUAUCGUUCCCGAGUGAAUCCGUGCGCACAGUGAAUCCUCGCUCUAAGUCGCCAUGCUGCGAUUCAUCCUGCUCGGCAUCCUCGUCGGCCUGGCGUGGUCCGCACCAGCACCGGCCCCCAAAGCGGCACCCGCCCCCAAACCGCUCACCCUCAUCUCCGAGCUAAAAACGCCAGCAUCAACCACCAAGCUUGCUCCGUUGAUUGCGCCGAUCGCCGCCCCUGUGAUCGCACCGAUCUCUCGCAUCGCGUAUUCCGCGCCCGUUUUAUCGCAGAUAUCACCGUACGCUUACGCUUAUUCCGCGCCGAUUGCGGAGAUCCCAUCAACUUACUCGAUCGAGCAGCAUGGAUACCAUAUUACCUACUGAUCAUCGUGCAAAGAUCAUCGGACCGGUAGCCGACGACCUCAGUGAAGCACGUGUGGAAGUUUCUGUAGCAGCUCGCAGCUUGUCUCUCCUCAUCGAUAAUCAUCGUCUCUCUAUCGUGUAAUCUCAUCCACGCAAAAAAAAGAAUCUAGUGAAA
Messenger RNA from Ooceraea biroi (clonal raider ant), 608 nucleotides. Its product is annotated as protein PRRC2C. NCBI's taxonomy places the organism in Eukaryota, Metazoa, Arthropoda, Insecta, Hymenoptera, Formicidae. The record is from RefSeq and is a predicted model, not a curated record.